CCGAGCAACAGCACUGAUGUUAUUAUAGAUCACACACACACACACACACACACACCGCGCUUCACAUCGUUUUCUGCUCCUAACAUCAUGUCAGCGUCCGCUUUCAUCCUGGUGGUCCUGGCGACGUCUCUGUGGCCCGGAGACUCCAGGUUCAUCAUUGACCCUUUGUCAUUCAUCAAACACAAAUCUCUGACUUUGGAUAUGUGUCCAGAAUGCUGCCAGAUCGUCCAGCUGUCCGCCAACAUGAUUUCCAGCAGAGACACUAAGGAGACUGUAUAUGAAACCUUGCACGCUCUGUGCCAACGCCUCCCAAAGGAACAGGCAUCAGAGUGUGACUCACAGGUGAAGGCGUAUUUGCCCAAAGUCUUGCAGCAAACACCUGGUCACCUGAAACCAGAAGAGACCUGUGUGGUGUUUGGACUUUGUGCCGCUCACAAAGAGGAGGAACCGCUCAAACUUCCUGACCAUGCCACCACCAAUACAGACCUAUCCAGUGCUGCACUCGGGACAGGCACCAGCUCUCAUGAACUGUUCAACCCUGCCUGCACCCUGUGUUUGUUUAUUAUCAAGAAACUGGAGACCCUGUUGCCCACAAAUAUGACUGAGGAUGCUUUGAUGAAGCUCAUGGGAGAGGUCUGCGAUCUUGUACCACAUAGCUACAAGGAGCAAUGUGAUGAUUUUGUUGCCAAAUACGGCACGCAGAUAGUCGAAUUCCUUUUAUCGUCGGCUGCACCUCACACAAUAUGUACCCUUUUGCACCUCUGUUUGUUCCAGGAGCAGACUGUUCCAGAGGUGUCCCUCCCCUCGGACUGCGAGUCGUGUCGCACUCUGGCUGUGCUGAGCCGACUUCACCUGGGUCCCAACUCCACCGAACCUGAGACUUCCUCUUUCCUCCAGUCUGUGUGUGUCCAACACCCCAAUGCCAUCCCUAAGUGUGAGGCUUUCACCAGAAUCUACGGCUCCCGUCUGCAGAAGGUUUUGGGAAACCAGAUGGACGGUACUCAUGCUUGUGAAAAAGCUGAUCUGUGCGUUGCCUCACAGAAGUUGGAGCCGCUGGGAAACAAUCGUUGUACUUGGGGACCAACCUACUGGUGCAAAAACAUUCAAACUGCUCAGAUGUGUGGUAACCAGGCCUUCUGCAAGAAAUACAUGUGGAAGAAGUGAAACUGCCAGCCUGCAGCUCAAAAAUUAGGUGCACUGAAAGAACUACUUUCUUUUUUUUUUACAAUUAUUAUUGCACUAAUCAACUCUUAAAAGUUUUAUAAAUGUAAUGCACUGAUUUACUUUUCGUGUUUUACUGUUGGGGGAAUCAGCCAUAAAUAUUCAUCAGGAAAUUCUCUGGUUUGCAUGAAUGUCACAAGACUGAGGCUGGGAUUCAGUCUGAAACCUUAGUUUCUGCAGGGGUAAACAGUUUUGUGAACAGUGUUAUUCAAUACAUUGCUACAUGUAAGUUAUUAUGAACUAUGUGAUAAGACAGUAUUAUUAUUUGGACAACUGGCUACUCAAUAAAGCUGCAGAGCUGCUUCUUCUGUUA
This is a messenger RNA of Morone saxatilis (striped sea-bass), 1534 nucleotides long. RefSeq names its product surfactant protein Bb (gene sftpbb). Gene Ontology annotation, biological process: sphingolipid metabolic process. Bases 88 to 1164 code for a protein of 358 amino acids. Gene Ontology annotation, cellular component: lysosome. The transcript has 11 exons. The record is from RefSeq and is a predicted model, not a curated record. Lineage: Eukaryota; Metazoa; Chordata; Actinopteri; Moronidae.